Perkinsus marinus ATCC 50983 is the source of this 528-nucleotide messenger RNA. RefSeq lists its product as hypothetical. The transcript has 4 exons. Bases 1 to 528 code for a protein of 175 amino acids. NCBI's taxonomy places the organism in Eukaryota, Perkinsozoa, Perkinsida, Perkinsidae. The record is from RefSeq and is a predicted model, not a curated record.
AUGGGUUUUGAGACGGCGUUCUGGGUCAGCGCCACGAAGGCAUCUUAUGAUGACGGUACUAGAGUUAAUGCAGUCCAAGAUGCGAUUCGGGAGGGUAUUUCGAGGGCAUGGAAAAUAUCCAAAGAGUCUGAGUAUGGUGGUUCGUACGAAUUCAAGUUGUCGGGUAACCCUUUCUGUGCUAGUGGGGAAUCCACGGUAGCAGUCCGAGAGAUGGCUAGUUUGGUAUUCAAGACUCUAUCUGAUAACGGUAGUGACCCUCGUAGUAGAAGGCUAGGAAGCUACCUGGGGGUGAGUCUUAAUGAUGGGGAUGAUAUAAGGCUGGUUAUGGCCCCUGGCCAAGAGAUGGAUUUCGUGGCGCGUGACGAAAUCGGUCGAGCUAUUGUUGAAGCGUGGCCCAGAGGUAUCCAGAGGCAGGGUAUGUAUGGAGGUAGUUAUGAGUGGAAGCUGAAAGGAUAUCCAUGGCUGGCUGAUGGUAUCGAUACAGUUGAUGCUAGAGUCUGGAGUCGAUUGCAGCGGGAAAAUCGCUGA